UUUUUGCAUUUACUUACUUCAUAGACGGAAACAGACCGGUCUUUUGGGCGCAUGCGUGGCUGUAUGAUGCAAAACGUGGUUGAGAACUGAAAUCGAAAAUAACAAAGUUUAGGCGACUAAACCAAAAUUUGAGGCUAGGCUAUUGAAACUACAAAAACAACCAUGGCAGAUACAGAAAACAGUCCACCUGCAGAUGAUGUUGACAUGAAGGCUGGUGGUGAUGCAGAAACCAACAACAAAUCACCAAAUGGUGAAGUGAAAGUAGAAAUCAAAGAUGAACCAGAACCUGAACCAGAGGUAUUAGGUCCACCCAAUGGUCUGGAAAAGAAAAUUAUUAAACAGAUGGAGUAUUAUUUUGGAGAUGUUAAUCUACCAAGAGACAGAUAUUUACAAGAACAGAUCAAGUUAGACAAUGACGGAUGGGUUGCACUUGCAGUUUUCACACGAUUCAACAGAUUAAAGGUUUUAACAACAAAUCAUAAUAUCAUUGCCAAGGCUAUUAGGAAAGCUUCAUCAGGUCUCAUUAGUAUCAGUAAAGAUGGAGUGUUUGUACGAAGGAACCCUGACAUGGCAGUACCAGAGAACACAGAGGAAUGGAGAGAUGAUUUCAAUGCAAGGACAGCAUAUGUUAAAGGAUUCCCAUUGAAAGUCAGUCUGGACAAAUUAAUUAUAUUUUUCGACAAGCUUGGCGCUGGAGAUGUAGACACAGUAUUUAUGAGACGAAAUCCAAACCGAGAAUUCAAGGGAUCAGUUUAUGUGACCUUCCACACAACAGAGGGUAUGGAAAAAUUUAUGAAUUUAGGGGAAAUUAAAUAUGAAGACAAAGUGUUAGAAAAGAAAACAAAAAUGGAUUAUUUCAAAGAAAAAGAGGAAGAGAAAAAGAAAAAGAAGUUAGAACAACUGAGGAAGAAAAAAGAAGAACAAAAGAAGAGAGAAGAAGAAGAAAGACAGCGGGUGAUCGAUGCAAUGCAAGUUGGAUCUGUACUUUGUGUGGAGAACAUUACAGCAAUAGACACAGAAAGGGAGGCAAUCAAAAAUUAUUUCUCAGACUUUGCCCCCGUGGCGUGGGUGGACUUUGAUACAGGUGACACAAAGGCUUGUGUCAGGUUUGAAGAGGCAGGAAAGGCAGAGGAUGUUUUAGAAAAAGCCAAGGCAGCGAACGAAGAUAAAAUUGUCAUUAAUAAUUGUGAAGUGGAAGUUCGAGUUUUAGAAGGUGAAGAAGAAAUAGUCCAUUGGAGAAAAAUUUUACGAGAUCAAGAUGAAAAAAAGAAGAAAAGUAGUAGUAAAAGGAAAGGGCGAGAUCAUAGAGACAGAGGACCAAGGAGUAAAAGAAGUCGAGACGAUGAUGCUGGUGAUAAUGAUAAGAGUGGAGGAGACGAUGAUCAUGAUGAUGAUGACGACGAUGGAGAUGAAUAAAAGACAGAUUUUAAAUAUUGUAAAAUUGUAUAUUUAUCAUGAACAGCAAAAGAAGACGACAAAAGACUUCUAUUUUAAAUGGAGAUUCAGUGUUCUCAACAUUCAAAUCUCAUUUUUAAUCAUGCAGUACAGUCAUUAUUGUUGUUGUAUGUGUUAUUUUUAAAACAAUGGCAGAAAUGACCAUGGAAACCAUUAUUUAAUGUAGGAACCACAGUUGAAAAGACAUGUUGUUACCAUGGUGAUCAUGCAUAGUAACCAAACACAAAUGAAUUUUUUAUGAAGAUUUUGUAUUAUGUAAUGUUCAAUUGUAUUUCAUAUUCAUUAGAAAGAAUCCAUUCUGUCUGUAUUUUUUUUAAGACUAAUGAGGAAACAAGCAGUGUUUAGAUAGCAAUCAUGACCAUGUAGAUUUGUUACAAAGGGCACUUUUAUGUUCAUUUUAAUCGAGAGCAUGGUAUAUUCAUGCCAUCUUUUAUAUGCUUAAACAUGGCAACUGCAAUGCUAUAAAGUACGUAGGAACAGGACAUCUGGUUUUUUCAGUAAAUUUUGCUUAAAUGUUUGAAAUUUUAUCUUUCCAAAGACAAGUUUAUCAAUAUAUAACUGUUAUCUUUUACUUGUAAACUUGUUUUAUUGUAAAAGAGUUAUUUUAAUGUUCUUCAUAGCUUUGAAUUCUGUUGAUAUAAGAUUUCUUUUUUGAAAUGUUACCUUAAAGAUUUCUAUCUUGAAAUGUUACCUUAAAGGAAAAAAAUAUGUAGACUUGUAAUAGGGAUACAUAAUGUGGUUUUAUCUUGUUAAACUGUAAGGCAUAUAAGAUGUAACAUUUGAGUCUGUUUUAUCUGUCAGAGUGGAAUAGAUCACAGAGAUGAUCUGUCACAUUCUAACAUACCAUCUUGUAAAUAUAAAAUCAUUCUCAGUCAGACA
This is a messenger RNA of Mytilus trossulus (common blue mussel), 2334 nucleotides long. Its product is annotated as lupus La protein-like. The transcript has 14 exons. Gene Ontology annotation, molecular function: mRNA binding. NCBI's taxonomy places the organism in Eukaryota, Metazoa, Mollusca, Bivalvia, Mytilida, Mytilidae. The record is from RefSeq and is a predicted model, not a curated record. Gene Ontology annotation, cellular component: ribonucleoprotein complex; nucleus. Gene Ontology annotation, biological process: tRNA processing. Bases 163 to 1416 code for a protein of 417 amino acids.